AUGGGCUCUCUCUGGGGCAGCAUUAUGCUGCUGUGUGGGCUGUUUCUGCUCAGGAUGGAGGGCAGCGUAGCCCAACAGACCAAGAACAACGUACCCCGGCUAAAACUGUCCUAUAAAGACAUGCUGGAGUCCAACAACCUUGUGACGUUUGAAGGCCUCGCCAACAGUUCAGCUUACCACACCUUCCUGUUGGACGAGGAGAAAGGAAGACUCAUUGUGGGAGCCAAGGACCACAUCUUCUCCUUCAACCUCCUCAAUAUCAGCAGAGACUACGCACAGAUCCCUUGGCUGGCUUCUCCCACCAGAAGAGAUGAAUGCAAGUGGGCAGGAAAAGAUCUCUCGAGGGAGUGCUCGAAUUUCAUAAAGGUGUUGCAGACGUUCAACCAGACCCAUCUCUAUGUGUGCGGGACAGGAGCCUUCCACCCUGUUUGUUCCUACCUGGAGGUCGGCAAGAAACCAGAGGACAGUGUGUUCAAACUGGAGUCUCUUGUAGAAAAUGGCCGAGGGAAGAGUCCCUAUGAUCCCAAGUUACUCACUGCCUCAAUGCUAAUUGAUGGAGAACUGUAUGCUGGGACAUCAGCUGACUUCAUGGGACGGGAUUUUGCCAUCUUUCGCACUCUCGGAAAGCAUCACCCGAUCAGGACGGAGCAACAUGACUCCCGGUGGCUAAAUGAUCCCAGGUUCGUAGGCGUUCAUCUAAUUCCAGAAAGCGACAACCCGGAAGAUGACAAAAUCUACCUGCUCUUCAAAGAGAAUGCUAUGGACGGAGAGCACGCUGGGAAGGCCACACAUGCUCGCAUCGGGCAGCUCUGCAAAAACGACCUGGGAGGCCACAGGAGUCUGGUUAAUAAGUGGACCACCUUCUUGAAGGCGCGACUUAUUUGCUCCGUGCCUGGCAGUAAUGGAAUAGACACACACUUUGAUGAACUACAGGAUGUUUUUCUCAUGAGCACAAAGGAUCCUAAGAGCCCGAUCAUCUAUGCAGUAUUUACCACUUCCAGCAACAUCUUCAAAGGUUCAGCUGUGUGUAUGUACAGCAUGACAGACAUCAGGAGAGUGUUCCUGGGUCCUUACGCUCACAGAGAUGGACCCAACUAUCAGUGGGUGCCAUUCCAGGGACGUGUUCCAUACCCGCGGCCCGGCACAUGCCCAAGCAAGACGUUUGGAGGGUUUGAUACAACCAAGGACCUUCCUGAUGAAGUCGUAACCUUUGCCAGAAGCCACCCAGCCAUGUUCAACCCAGUAUACCCCAUUAACAAUCGACCAAUCAUAGUCAAAACAGAUGUGGACUACCAGUUCACCCAGAUAGUGGUGGACAAAGUAGAAGCAGAAGAUGGCCAGUACGACGUCAUGUUCAUAGGCACAGACAUGGGGACGAUUCUGAAAGUUGUAUCCAUCCCCAGAGGCUCCUGGCAUGACCUCGAGGAAGUCCUAUUGGAAGAAAUGACUGUCUUCAGAGAGCCAACAGCCAUUACAGCGAUGGAACUUUCAACAAAACAGCAACAACUGUAUCUGGGCUCAGACAUCGGUGUGUCCCAGAUGCCUUUGCAUCGGUGUGAGGUUUAUGGGAAGGCUUGUGCUGAGUGUUGCCUGGCAAGGGACCCUUACUGUGCAUGGGAUGGCACCGAGUGCUCCAGAUACUUUCCCAUGGCUAAGAGGAGAACAAGGAGGCAAGAUAUCAGGAAUGGAGACCCACUCACACAAUGCUCAGAUCUGCAACACCAUGAUGAACUAAGUGGGCAGACGACUCUCCUGGAUAAAACUGUGUAUGGGGUGGAGAACAGCAGCACCUUUCUUGAGUGCAGUCCCAAAUCUCAGAGAGCCCUGACAUAUUGGCAGUAUCAGCACUCUACUGAUGACCGCAAAGAAGAGAUCAAAUCAGAAGAACGUUUCAUCCGCACGGACCGGGGCCUACUGAUUCGCACACUCAACAAAAAGGAUUCUGGGAUCUAUUUGUGCCAGGCGGUGGAGCACGGCUUCAUGCAGACGCUUCUCAAGGUGACCUUGGAGGUCAUUGACACUGAACGCCUGGAGGAUCUGCUGCAUAGGGAUGAAGCUGCCGCAGCCAGCGUCCCUGCCCAGGGUCUCUCCCCACCUCAAGAAACCCCCAAUCAAAAGCUGUGGUACAGAGACUUCCUGUCUUUGGUCAAUCACCCAACUCUGAACAGUGUGGAUGAGUUCUGUGAGCAGGUAUGGAAAAGGGAGAGAAAGCACAGGAGGCAGAAAGCUCACCUGGUGCAGCAAGCACAAACACACCAGCAGCACCAACAGCAGCAGAAGGUUGUGAGCCCUCGUGCUCACACGCAUGCUCAAGGGCUGGCAGCCAAAUGGAAACACCUGCAGGAUAGGCAGAAGGGACGCAACCGCAGGACCCAUGAACUGGAGAGGGCACCCCGCAGUGUCUGA
Molecule: messenger RNA, 2406 nt
Organism: Anoplopoma fimbria (sablefish)
Lineage: Eukaryota; Metazoa; Chordata; Actinopteri; Perciformes; Anoplopomatidae
Gene: sema3ab
Product: sema domain, immunoglobulin domain (Ig), short basic domain, secreted, (semaphorin) 3Ab
Exons: 17
Coding region: 1-2406 (801 amino acids)
Biological process (GO): semaphorin-plexin signaling pathway; positive regulation of neuron migration; motor neuron axon guidance
Molecular function (GO): chemorepellent activity; neuropilin binding; semaphorin receptor binding
Source: RefSeq, a predicted model, not a curated record